AUGUUUGGAGACGACCAGGCAGCUGGCGCUGUUCCCAUCUCUCCUGCCCGGGCUGGGGCGGCUGGGGGUCGAGGGGAGGCGGGCCGGGUCUGGAACUCAGGGAGACGGGACCCGGGGCGCCCGAGCUCCCCCGCGGCGCCCAGCGCGCUCUUCCCGCACCGCUCGGCUUGGCGGCCCGAGCCCUGCCUGGCCCGGGACCCGCGUCAUCAUGAAGGAGAUGGUGGACCCCGCCCUCUGCCAGUUCUCGAUGAGCCCAAGAGGACCAAGGAUGCGACAUUGUCAGCCGAGCUUCAGCAGGCCUUGGCCAUGAUGGAGGAUUUAAUCAAGUCUUGUGAGUUGGCUGUGGACCUGGCUGCUGUCACAGGCUGUCCGGAUGACAUGGGAAAACUAGGCAAGCUGCUGAUGCACGACCCUUUCAAUGUCUGGACGGUUCACAAGGAUCGUUAUAAAAUGAAGGAUUUCAUGCGCUUUAAGCCCAGCCAGAGACAGAUCUAUCUGUUUGAAAGGGGGAUCGUGUUCUGUAAGAUAAGAGUGGACCCCACUGACCAGGGGCUGUCACCUCAUUACAGCUUUAAGAAGUCGAUGAAGUUGAUGGCACUUUCAAUUCACCAAGUUGGAAGAGGGAACAACAAAAAAUUUGAAAUUGCCAGUCAAGAUGGACUUGAGAAACAUAUCCUACAGGCAGCUUCUAAAGAAGUCAGAGAUUCCUGGUUUUCAGAAAUAAGUAAAUUACUGAUGGGACAACAACAAAAUAUUAAAGGCCAAGAGAGCCUACAGUUUGAAGCAAGUACUAGCAAAGAAAAUGAAUUGAAAUGUGUACCUUGGACGGAAAAUAUGGAAAGACCCACCAGCAGUAGCAAGGAAGACUCAGUCCUCAGCAUCUGUGGGAUUAAAGGCAGCACCAGCAGGGAGUUUAUCUCCACGGAAACAUUUGAAGAGUGUGAAGGUGCAGAAGAAAUGGGAAAAGAGAGCAGCGUUCUGAGUCUUUCAGGACUUUUCCAGUUGGAUGAGGCUUAUGAAACCUGUACCUCCAAAUCUCUUCUGGAGCCGGGAGAUGGGAUUCCAGGAGAAGAGUGGGAAGAAGAGACGUCAGAAGACAGAGGUGAGGAGAGUGCUGCGGUGUCGCUGGGCCUCCACACCCCAAAGGACGCCUGA
Messenger RNA from Elephantulus edwardii (Cape elephant shrew), 1155 nucleotides. RefSeq names its product probable guanine nucleotide exchange factor MCF2L2-like. NCBI's taxonomy places the organism in Eukaryota, Metazoa, Chordata, Mammalia, Macroscelidea, Macroscelididae. Gene Ontology annotation, molecular function: guanyl-nucleotide exchange factor activity. The record is from RefSeq and is a predicted model, not a curated record. Bases 1 to 1155 code for a protein of 384 amino acids. The transcript is spliced from 10 exons. Gene Ontology annotation, cellular component: cytoplasm.